AACCUCACAUGUUUCAUUUCCGCAGAAGAAGAAGAAUCAUCUCACUUUGAAAUGUUGUGGUCUUAUGUGUUGAAGAAGUAAACCUGCCGCUUUUAGAGGUUUCUAAAGGUCUCUAACCAUAAAGGAGUCAGGUAACUGGUGGCGUUUUGAGCUGGUUAACGUAUGAUUAGAAUUUGUAUUUACAAUGUUAAACUGAGACGUUAGCUCGCGCUGUUUGUGAAUGGCUGUAACGUUAGCUAGCUGUCACUAGCUAACAGUGAUGUCCUCGUCGCGGACAGAGCACCAGGGACAGGUGGGAGACCUGAGAAACCAGAGCAAAGAAGAGCUCCAAGAACUGCUCCAGCGACAGGAGAAGAUACUCUCUAACAAGAGGUUGUUACAGACUCUUCCUGACAAAGGGAAAAAGAUAAAAGAAUUUGCGGAGAAAGUGCGCCUUACCAUUGAACACAACGAUGAAGACGAGAAGAGACGGAGCUUGGUGUUUGCUGCCAGGACAGAGUUACAGUCCAAGUACCAGCAGGCUUUCACUAUGCAACAGCGUGCUAUCUCCAACACACCAGCAGCCUCACACCAAAACAGGCUAAGUGAGGCUGCUGCAAGCAAUGCGAUGCACGAGAUGGAGACCUCACCUGCCUCAGCUGAUGUGCAGGAAAACAACUCUUUGGACAAGCAACAGGACCAGUUUGUCUCCAGAGUGGCUGCUGGUGAAACCAUGGAGACGGCUGCUGCUGGGGCCUCUCUGAACACUGAUGAGACAAAAGAGGGUGACCUUGUGGAGGCCUUGGAAAGGGUCAGACUGUCUGAAACUUGUACUGAUUUUAGUAGCAAGUCCAAAGACCCAUUAAACAGCACAGCAAGAGACAAUUACUUUCUCAGAAAGCAGAUACCAAAAAAGCCUCACUAUGUAACUGUUCUGGAAAGAACUGAGAACACUUCAGCUCCCAGGAGGCAAAAAUUCAAACCAAAUCAGUUGCCCCACAGAAGUGACAUCUCUCUAUCAGGAUCCUCAUCACCCAGUCAGUCUUCUGAAGGCUCAUCACCGCUCUCUGCACAGGCCAGGAGGGAGCGGGACAGAAAACACCUGGAUGACAUCACUGCAGCCAGACUCCCUCCUCUCCACCACAAUCCGGCCCAGCUUCUGUCUCUGGAAGAGUCAGCCGUCCUCCUCAAGGAACAAACCAAGAAGCAGCACGAGUUGCAGGCCAAGCUGGCAGCCCAGAAACUGUCUGAGGGAUUGAAGCUCUCUAUGGGGAGCUACACUCCUGACUGUGGCCCCAUGGCUGCCUAUAGAGAGGUUCAUGAUGAAGGAGCACAGCUCUCCUCAGAGGAAGACUGAUCUUGGAUUGCCAGAGCUGGGGAAACCAAUGUGACCUUGGCCCUGAGGGAAACAGGCUUUGGACCUCGCAAUCAGGGCCCGUCAAACAGGAUUUUCACUCCAAGGACAAGAAUUCUUAAGAGAGCAAAAGGGUCUUUGCACGGUGUGAAGGCAUAGUUGGUAUCCCAGACUCAGCUCAGGAAAUUGAAUGGCAGGUUGAGAAACUAGCUGACUUAAUUGUGAUUCUGUUCUUAUUGGGUUCAGUUGUUUCAGUGUCCUGCAGGAAUAAUAAUACCUGCUGUUGGCCAGGAGUUUUAAAUGCUGAAUUUGAAGCAUGUAUCAUGAGGGAAAUGUUUCUUGUCAGCUUACUGAAACUGAUGAUGUCAUGGCUUAUCGAACCUGAGAGUAUUGUACGUUGAAAUUUUAGUGUGUUAAUAAUUAUGUGCACUGAAAGCUUAUCAGCAGGUGGAGCAGGCAGUUUUGUCUAGACAAUAAAUAUGAGCCUGCAGAGAGCUGUGUCAGAUUGAAUUAUUACGGAAUGUGUAACAGAACUGAAUAAAUACAUCUGAUUUCCCAAA
Siniperca chuatsi (mandarin fish) is the source of this 1893-nucleotide messenger RNA. RefSeq names its product RNA polymerase II subunit M (gene polr2m). Bases 260 to 1336 code for a protein of 358 amino acids. Gene Ontology annotation, molecular function: transcription elongation factor activity. Gene Ontology annotation, biological process: intracellular signal transduction; transcription elongation by RNA polymerase II. NCBI's taxonomy places the organism in Eukaryota, Metazoa, Chordata, Actinopteri, Centrarchiformes, Sinipercidae. Gene Ontology annotation, cellular component: nucleus; intracellular anatomical structure. The transcript is spliced from 4 exons. The record is from RefSeq and is a predicted model, not a curated record.